Manduca sexta (tobacco hornworm) is the source of this 2034-nucleotide messenger RNA. Its product is annotated as elongation of very long chain fatty acids protein-like. NCBI's taxonomy places the organism in Eukaryota, Metazoa, Arthropoda, Insecta, Lepidoptera, Sphingidae. Gene Ontology annotation, molecular function: fatty acid elongase activity. Gene Ontology annotation, biological process: sphingolipid biosynthetic process; fatty acid elongation, monounsaturated fatty acid; very long-chain fatty acid biosynthetic process. The record is from RefSeq and is a predicted model, not a curated record. Gene Ontology annotation, cellular component: endoplasmic reticulum membrane.
GUGGACACAGCACAUUCUUCGCCCUGCUCAACACUUUCGUGCACAUAGUUAUGUACUUUUACUACAUGGUGGCUGCCAUGGGUCCUAAGUACCAGAAGUAUAUCUGGUGGAAGAAGUACCUCACCGCUUUCCAGAUGGUUCAGUUCGUGUUGAUCUUCAGUCACCAGCUGCAGGUGUUGUUCCGGCCGUCGUGCCAGUACCCGCGCGUCUUCGUCUACUGGAUCGCCAUGCACGGUUUCUUGUUCCUCUUCCUGUUCAGUGACUUCUACAAGGCGAGGUACACUCCCGCCGACAGGAAAGCAAGGCUCAACAACGGCCUGUGUAUGGCGGUCAUGAGCGACAACGCCAGCAAGAACGGAUACAAACAAGAAGUGGGCUCCGAGGUUCCGAACUCGUACGCGUCGUCGGGCGCGGACGCGUUCGUACGCAGGCGGCCCGUGUCAUAGUGUCCACCCAACAGCACGCGACCACGCGAACAUAAAAGUGUAGCUUUAAAGUUAAAAAAACCAUCUCGAACUUUCCACGUUAGUGUUCGACAACCGUUCACUUGAAACCAGUGGUUUGAUGACACCGAGGAACUAUUACCCUGCCGACGUGAACAGCAUUGUGUGACAGUGCACACGCGGCGGUCUCUGCGAACCAAGUGUGCCGAUGAGUGGAGCCGGGACUAGCGCGGCACGACGCGCGGCAUGACUCGCGGCAUGACUCACGGCACGACGCGCGGCACGGCUCGCGACACAACUCGCGACACUGCAGCGAAGGCUCCGAGUGAUGUGGACAUUCUAUUUCUGCUAUAAAUAAUUACAAAUUAAAUACGAUUAUGUAAUGUAAAUUUUUUAAAUGCACAAAUAUCACUCAUCUUGAAACUUGCUUGGAUCGUAUAUUGCCUUGUGAUUUUUUUUAAGUACAAAAUAUUAGUAUUGAGAGUAUUCUAUGGAUUGUUAAAAUUAUCUUGGGGUAUAUGAAUCUAUAUCGCACUGUUGCGAUAUGUUUUCCCUUAAUAAAAAAGAGUUUAUUGUAAUAACAAUUUAGGGUCGUCGAAUUAUUUGGUCGAAUAUAAAUGAAUACGUUGGAGAAAGUGAGGUGGGCAUUUUGUAUUAUGUAUAUAUUUUUUUAAUAGAAAAUUAUAGUUAUGUGGUUAUCUUGUAACUAGGUGUAUUGGAGGUUAAAGGAUUUUGUAAAUAUAAUUUUAUUAAAAGUUGCUAGAAACGCAAUUCAAUCAUGUUACCAUGGGUACAGCCUUUUAGAUGAUAUUAUACUCCAGUGUUAUUUACUAACUGCCUUUUCCUUUUCCUUACAGUGUGCCCAAACUUCCCUUUAUACUGUCACUUCCACAAAUGGUAUACAAACUCGUUCAUGUAUACGGGUUAUGGCAAAGAGAAAGUAUUUUAAUUGAUGUCAUGUUACAAAAUUUAUUUAAGGAUUUGUUACGUCUAUUGUAUACCUUUUUAUCUACGUCACUCAGAAGAGCUCGUUCUUAACUAGUCUGUGUGCAGUUUUCGCAAAAUAUAAUAUCAUCUGUGGGUUCCAGAAUAUCCUCUCGGGAUUUUUUUUUUUUUAAUGUGUGUAAUAUAAUUAAGUACCUAUAUAAAAUAAAUAUUUAUUUCUUUUAAUUCUAUACAGGUUUGUUCUAACUUCACUCGGCUACUUAUUACUGUAGUAUGUUAAAUGACGAUCAUGCAUAUUAUAAGUUACCGGAAAAUGAGUUAGAAUAAUUGUAACUUUGAUCAGUUUGUGUAUGAAUAAACAUUACAGCAUAAGAUAGAUUGGACUAGCACGAGACGGCUCUUCGUGAGUAGUGACUCGGCGGGAUGACCAAUGAGUAUGCACAAUCUCCAAACGCUAAGUAAUCUGGAUUGUAUUUAUGUAUUAUUUUGAAUCUUGUUCUGGUGUUGAAAUGCUUAAUGUGUGCGCAAUGUGAAAUCCCGGUUGCUUAGAUACUUGGCCGGCGAAACGACAGAACUGCUCAAGUAAUUGCUACGAGUUCACUCUUUUGCAACUUUAUUUAUUAUUUUAAUAAAGAAUUUUACUAAA